Molecule: messenger RNA, 915 nt
Organism: Dryobates pubescens (Downy woodpecker)
Lineage: Eukaryota; Metazoa; Chordata; Aves; Piciformes; Picidae
Gene: ZFAND6
Product: zinc finger AN1-type containing 6
Exons: 7
Coding region: 126-752 (208 amino acids)
Biological process (GO): protein targeting to peroxisome
Molecular function (GO): DNA binding; polyubiquitin modification-dependent protein binding; zinc ion binding
Source: RefSeq, a predicted model, not a curated record
GCGGCGAGCCCGGAGGCAGGUUUGAUUAUUGCAGUACAGCUUGGAUUGAAAGCAGCAAGAGGAAUCUCCAGAGUUCUUCGAGAUUGCUGAAACCUCAUCGGUCUGGUUUGCUAGAAGAAGGGGAAAUGGCUCAAGAAACGAACCGCAGCCAGGUGCCCAUGCUGUGCUCCACCGGCUGUGGCUUCUACGGCAAUCCUCGUACCAACGGCAUGUGCUCAGUGUGCUACAAAGAACACCUGCAGAGGCAGAACAGCAAUGGUAGAAUUAGCCCUCCUGCAACUUCUGUCACUAGUAUAACUGAAUCCUUACCAGUUCAGUGCACAGAAGGCAGCACCCAGGAAACUCAGUCACCUUUAGAUUCUACAUCGACUCCAUCUAUGCAGCCAAGCCCUGUGUCCAGUCAGUCCCUUCUAACAGAAUCUGUAGCAUCAUCCCAACCGGAUAGCACGGCUGUGGACAAAACAGUACCUGAGACAGAAGAGUUGCAAGCUUCAGUGUCAGAGAAUGCAGAGCCUACACCUGAAGAACAGGACAAGUCGCUCGACAAACCCAAACAGAAAAAGAAUCGUUGCUUCAUGUGCAGGAAGAAGGUUGGGCUGACUGGCUUCGAGUGCCGCUGCGGGAACGUCUUCUGCGGCAUGCACCGCUACUCGGACGUGCACAGCUGCUCCUACAACUACAAAGCCGACGCCGCCGAGAAGAUCAGAAAAGAGAACCCUGUGGUCGUGGGGGAAAAGAUCCAGAAGAUCUGAACUGCUGCUUCUGCUGGGACACCAGGAUCCCCUCCACCAUCUGCAGAUCGAAUUGACUUGAGCUUUUCUUUCCUGUAGUCACCAGGAGCGUAGAGCAGUGUACCUUGCCUAGACCUUUUAAUCAUGCAUGUCAGCAGAUGAAUAGGUUCUUUGGGGGGUGGGG